CCACAGGUCGGGGUCAUGGCUCCCCGAACCCUGUUUCUGCUGCUCUCGGGGGUGCUGACCCUUAGCGAGACCUGGGCAGGCUCCCACUCUCUGAGGUAUUUCGACACCGCGGUGUCCCGGCCCGGCCUCCAGGAGCCCCGCUUCAUCUCCGUGGGCUACGUGGACCACACGCAGUUCCUUCGCUUCCACAGCGACUCCGGGACGACGCCGAGGGCAGAGCCGCGGGUGCAGUGGAUGAAGCAGUUGGGGCCGGAUUAUUGGGACCGGGAGACCAGGAAGGCUAAGGACGCUGCUCAGAUUUACUGGGGCAGCUUGAACAACUUACGAGUUUACUACAACCAGAGCGAGGGAGGCUCUCACACCCUCCAGAUCUCUUCUGGUUGCGACCUGGAGGCUGAAGGCCGCCUGCUCCGCGGGUACCGUCAGUCAGCCUACGACGGCACGGAUUACAUAGCCCUGAACGAGGACAUGAGCUCCUGGACUGCAGCGAACUCGGUGGCUCAGGCCACCCAGCGCAAGUGGGAGGCGGCUGGUGCCUCCGAGCCAUGGAGAGCCUACCUGGAGGGCCCUUGCGUGGAGUGGCUUGGCAAAUACCUGGAGAACGGGAAGGAGACGUUGCUGCGCACAGAUCCCCCAAAGACAUAUAUGACCCACCACCCCAGACCUGAAGGAAUUGUCACUCUGAGGUGCUGGGCCAUGGGCUUCUACCCGAAGGAGAUCACCUUGAUUUGGCAGAGGGAUGGGGAAGAUCACACCCAGGACAUGGAACUUGUGGAGACCAGGCCUGCAGGGGAUGGAACUUUCCAGAAGUGGGCAGCUGUUGUGGUGCCUGCUGGGGAGGAGCAUAAGUACACAUGCCAUGUGCAUCAUGAGGGGCUGCCUGAGCCCCGCACCCUGAGAUGGGAGCCACGUCCUCAGCUCAUCAUCUGCGUUGUGGGAAUCAUUGCUGGCCUGGUUGUCCUUGGAGCUGUGGUUGCUAUUGCAAUUUGGUUGAAGAUGAACCACAGAAGGGAAGAGGAGUGUAGUGACAUUGCCCAGGGCUCUAACGUGUUUCUCAUGGCUUGUAAAGCAUGGGACAGCUGCCUGUGUGGGAUUGAGCGACAUAAGACUUGUUCAGGCCUCCUCUUUGUGACUUGAAGAACCUUGGAUCUCUUUCUGCAGAGGUAUCUAAAUGUGCCCACAUUCCUACUGGCAUAAUGUGAGGAGGUGGGGAGACCAGCACACUCCUUCCCACCAGGAUUCCUUUUACCACACUGACCUGUGUUCUCUUUCACAAUCAACCUUCUUAUUCAGCAGGCAGGGCUAGGUUGUCUCCAUCCCUGUCUCCACGUCAUGGUGCCCUGAGCUACAGCUUUUUAACUUCUGUAGUAAAAAUAAGACCUGAGCAUAAAUUUAUUUUUUCAAAUUA
Marmota flaviventris (yellow-bellied marmot) is the source of this 1408-nucleotide messenger RNA. Lineage: Eukaryota; Metazoa; Chordata; Mammalia; Rodentia; Sciuridae. The record is from RefSeq and is a predicted model, not a curated record.